UCUUUUAGGGACCUGUGCUGUUUCUGGUAUUUUCGGAAAUAUAGGAGCCAUAUUUAUUUUCUACCGAAAAAAUCGAAAACAGCCGUUUUAUAGUUUGAUGAUGUUCUUAUCAUUCUUUGAUUUACUCUACCUUAUAGCAUCGUUACUACUAUUCUCAGUUCCCUUGAUUUGGAACGCUGCUCCAAGCCACCCAGCCUUCACUAAAUCUAUUCCGUUUAUUCUACCUACAGCCCACAUUGGUAUGACAGGGUCUAUCUAUUUAACCAUUUCACUAGCUGUGGAAAGGUAUAUCACCGUCUGUCACCCUUUCUUCAAACUCUCUCAUAACUGGCCAGCUUGGGUGUAUGUGCUGCCGAUUGUGGUGUUCAGUUCUGUUUUCAAUUUACCAAAGUUCUUUGAACUGGAGACUGUAGAAAGACCUUCCUACAAUUCUACAAACGAGACCCUGCAUGAGAACAAUAGUCUGCCACUGUACAUGGUCCAACCUACAGAUCUAAGGCUGAAUGAGUUAUAUAUUAGUGGAUAUAUUGUCUGGGCAAACUUUAUCAUAAACUGUGUUUUUCCAUUUCUUGUUCUCAUCUUUUUAAACCUGGCUGUUUACAACGAACUUAAAAAAAUACAGGUAGAGGAGGUUGGAACUAGCCGGGCUGGUCAAAUCCUGAGACAGAAGGAACGGAAGCUUGCACAAGUCAGCUUUAUCAUCGUGUUCGUUUUUAUUCUCUGCCACUCAGUGAGAUGGGUUCCUAAUAUCUGGGAGAUGUGUGAGAAGGAUGGUCUUGAGUGGCCUGUUUGGAUUGAAUAUACAACCUAUAUUUCUCAUCUUCUGACAACGUUCAAUGGAACUGUUAAUGUUCUCAUUUACUUUAUCAAACAUGGGAAUUUCACAUGCAGGUAAUGUUGACGGGUUUAUAACUCCAUGAUAACUGGCAGUAUAACUUCAUGAUAGCUGGAUUUAUAACUCCAUGAUAACUGGCUGCAAAACUCCAUGAUAACUGGCUGUAUAACUCCAUGAUAACUGGCUGUAUAACUCCAUGAUAACUGGCUGUUUAACUCCAUGAUAACUGGUUUAUAACUCCAUGAUAACUGGCUGUAUAACUCCAUGAUAACUGGCUUUAUAACUCCAUGAUAACUGGUUGUUUAACUCCAUGAUAACUGGCUGUAUACCUCCGUGUGAAAUGGGUUUAAAACUCCAUGAUAACUGGCUUUAUAACUCCAUGUUAACUAGCUGUAUAACUCCAUGUUUAAUGGGUUUAAAACUCCAUGAUAACUGGCUGCAUAACUCCAUGUUUAAUGGGUUUAAAACUCCAUGAUAACUGGCUUUAUAA
This is a messenger RNA of Eurytemora carolleeae, 1325 nucleotides long. RefSeq names its product FMRFamide receptor. The coding region runs from base 98 to 895 and encodes 265 amino acids. Lineage: Eukaryota; Metazoa; Arthropoda; Copepoda; Calanoida; Temoridae. The transcript has 13 exons. Gene Ontology annotation, molecular function: G protein-coupled receptor activity. Gene Ontology annotation, biological process: G protein-coupled receptor signaling pathway. Gene Ontology annotation, cellular component: membrane. The record is from RefSeq and is a predicted model, not a curated record.